Messenger RNA from Phaeodactylum tricornutum CCAP 1055/1, 867 nucleotides. RefSeq lists its product with no specific name. Lineage: Eukaryota; Bacillariophyta; Bacillariophyceae; Surirellales; Neidiaceae. The record is from RefSeq and is a predicted model, not a curated record. Gene Ontology annotation, biological process: cytoplasmic translation. Bases 1 to 867 code for a protein of 288 amino acids. Gene Ontology annotation, molecular function: mRNA binding. Gene Ontology annotation, cellular component: cytosol. The transcript has 2 exons.
AUGGGGAAGGCCAAAGGGGAUGGAGCCUCGAAAAAGUCAGUCCAGAAGCAAAAGCAAAAGGUGAUUGAAGACAAAACAUUCGGCCUCAAGAACAAGAAUAAAUCGAAAAAGGUUCAGCAGCAUAUCAAUUCCGUAGAAAAGAAUGUGAUGAAUUCAGGAGAUCCAAAGAUGCGGAAAAUGGAGGAGCAGCGGCAAAAGGCCAAAGCCGAUGCCAAGGCUCGCAAGAAGGCCGUCAAGGACGAGCAGGAUGCCUUAUUUGGCGCCGCGUUGUUAGCAGUUUCAAAGAAAAAGACAGUGGACAAAAAGGAAGGAAAAGUGGAAGCCGCAGGCCGUGAUGCAAAUGACGAGGGUACCAAAAAGAGUACCAGUAGGGCGAUGAAAAUGAUGUACCAAAUGGAUGCACAAGAAAUGAGCGAUAAGCUGAGAGAAGAUCCAAACUAUGUUCCUUCGCUAGAAGAUGAGAUUGAAGCGCAACGCCAGAAAAAAGUAGACGAGCUGAAAAAGUCAGGCAAAGGUACGCCGGUCACACCAGAGACCUUUCAGGUUUGGCAGGAUAAGAAACGGAAAGCAAAAUCUGAUGCAGCCAAAAAACUCGUGGAAGCCGAGUUCAAAAAGAAAAAAGGAGGGAAAGGGCUGGCGAUUCUAUCAGGGCGUGCACUAUACGAAUACAAAAAGGAAUUGUUUGUGGAUCGGGACGAUGACGACCUGGACGAGGUACCGGUAGGUACUUCUCGACAAGCAUCAACCGUUGGAGAUAACGAGAGCAGUGAUAAUGGCGACCAAGAGGUACUACACGUGGCUACUCAAGUACAGAGUGACCUCUUCUUGGAAGGCGAGGAUGACGAAUUGGAUGAUCUUGAGGACUGA